UGGCUAUGUAAAUUAUAUACAUCUGGAGAAAUAGCGUGCAAGUGAGCGUCGUUUUGUAGUUAUCUGUCGCAAUGACUGAGGGUUAGCGUGAGGUGAGGCUCAGUGGGUUGUUUUCGGUACGUUGAAGACGAGAUGUACGCGCCGACGUGACCUUGACGUCACGGCGACGUUCGGUGGCAACCGGGCCGUAAAAGCUGCGGCGGUGGCGUGUGCGUCGGCGCGUGCGUGGGUCGGGAGAAGCUCGGCGGCGUGUACGUGCGAGUGCGUCCACGCGCAGAAGAUGCUGAACAUGUGGAAGGUUCGAGAGCUGGUGGACAAAGCUACCAACGUGGUGAUGAACUACUCCGAGAUCGAGUCCAAGGUGAGAGAGGCCACCAACGAUGACCCCUGGGGGCCAUCUGGUCAGCUGAUGGGGGAAAUAGCCAAGUCCACGUUCAUGUAUGAGCAGUUCCCCGAGGUGAUGAACAUGCUGUGGACAAGGAUGCUGAAAGACAACAAGAAGAACUGGAGGCGCGUGUACAAGGCGUUGCUGCUGCUGGCCUACCUGAUCCGGAACGGAUCCGAGCGAGUUGUGACCAGUGCGCGAGAACACAUCUACGACCUGAGAUCUCUGGAGAACUACCACUUCGUGGAUGAGAACGGCAAAGACCAAGGCAUCAACGUUCGUCAGAAGGUGAAGGAGAUGGUGGAGUUCGUCCAGGACGACGACAGACUCCGAGAGGAGCGCAAGAAAGCCAAGAAGAACAAGGACAAAUACAUCGGGGUCUCUUCGGACAGCAUGGGGGGCGGAGGAGGAAGCUCGAAGGACGCGUGUGAGCUGGAGCGCAGCAAAUGGGAGGAGGACUGGGACAAGAGCCGAGCGGCGUUCCCUUUCAGCGAGAAGCUCGGCGAGAUCGGCGAGAAGAUCGGCAGCACCAUCGACGACACCAUCAGCAAGUUCCGCAAGAAGGAGCGAGACGACUCCCCGGACAGGAUCAGCGACAACGAGGACGACGGAGCGUCCGGGAACGGCCGGCGGGAAGCCCGCGAGUUCAAAGACGAGGAGGAAACGCUCACCACCAAGAGCAUCCACAUCGCCCGGGCCACCGAGACCACCACGCGCAAACGCAGCGGCGCCCCCGCCAACAAGACUUUGGACCUCGGCGCCGCCGCCCACUACACCGGAGGCAAGAGCCCCGACGACGACGGCGGCGACGAGGCGUCCGUCAGGCGGCCGUCCGGCGGGGGCCUGGCCGACCUGCUGGUCAUCCACCCGUCGGCCAAUCAGAGCUCUGCUGCAGGUAAGUCUUUGACCGUGUGUCUGUCUGUGUGCGCGCGUGUGCUUGUCACUGUGCGUGUGCGCGCGCCACCAGGUGGAAGCUCGAACGACCUCAUCGGCGGCUUCGCUGACUUCUCGUCUCCAGCGGCAUCUGCCAGCCUGCCCGUCUCCACCGCCGGGGCCCCGGUCAACGGGAGCGCAGAAUUUGGAGACUGGAGCGCCUUCGCCAACGCCGCACCGUCGAGCUCCGCCUCCUCCCGGCCAAUCGCCGACCUGCUCGGCACCCCGCCGCCGUCGAACCCCGCCUCCAAACCCGCCUGCAUCCCGCCUUCCGCCGAGCUCUUUGACCUGAUGGGCGGAGUUAGCCAGCCGCUGGCCAACGUGCACGCGGAGCUGAGCGCCUCGCAGAGUUUGACCUUCUCGUCCGUCGCCGUGCCGACCUUGCCGACCUUGCCGCUGUCUCGCUCCCAGCAGAGUCUGGGGGGUUUGACGUCUCAGCCGCAGCGGAAGGUCGGGGUCGGAGGUCGGGGAUCUUUAGGCUCCACCUGGUCCGACCCGUCCGUCAACAUAAGCCUGGACUUGUUGUCGGCCGGCCUCGACCCCGCAAAGUCCCAGGCCGCCCUCGACGACAUCAUGCGGCUGCAAGGCGCGCCUCCCGUCCACGUGCUGUCCGACAACUUCGGAGGCCUCUGCCUCAGCUCGCCGCCGUCGCUCGCCGUCGCGCCCCCCAGACCUCUGGCGACUGCGGCGCCUUCACUGACAACGGGCGCGAACACGGGCGUGGCCGCUCCCGUCGCGAUGGCCGCGCACUCGGUGAUGAUGACUCCGGCGAAGCAACAUGCCUUUUCGAACUUUGGCAACUUUGGAAAAUAAAUGGAUGCGCGUGGGCGUGCAUGUGUGUGCGUGUGUUGAAAUGAGGCGAGCGUGACCCACUGGAGAAGUGUCGCAUCCGAGGACAAAACGUGCAUGCGUCGUGGCACCGUGGCGGGAGGGGCAGCACGGGUGGCGUGCCCCUUUGCACUCUGUGUCGCCCAGCUUCACUUGGAACCCUCCCGUUCGGGGAGAAAGAUUCAUGCGCUCCUUUUCCAUAUACACAACCCACCACAAGUUCCAGGAUGGACCUAAAAUGCACUUUAACCUUUACAGGUUGACUUAAUUUUCACUACUUUUUGCACAACUUAAUCUUCUCCAACCAAGAGCCGAACAGGAAAAUAAUUUCCCCCCCCCCUCAAUUCCCCAAGACUUCCACAUCUGUGCCUUUCUGUGACUCUUCCAGUGGAUUUCCUUGUCGAAUUAGAAUGGUUAUUUAAACCGUCGUCUUCAUCAUGCUGUCGACAAUUUUGACAUCAUGAGACCCAAGACGACACCGAACAAACGAGAGGUGGCUGCUGAGUUUAGAGUGUCAGCAGCGGGUUGCAACAGAGAGACCGGAAGAGUCGCAAAAAGGCACACAAGGAGACGUCCUUGGGAAUGUUUGAGUCUGUUCAAAAUGUGAACAGCAUGAUGAAAAGGCCUUUAUAUACCAAUUCUAAUUGAACGAGAACAUCAUUUGGAAGAGACUGGAGGAGUCACAGAAAGGUAUAGAAGUGGGCGUCCUUGGAAAUGUUCAUGGAUCAAACACCUGUUGUGACUUUUGCUAUUCAGAACACUGAAGAGUUGAAUAUGUUAAAUGAAAGUUGAACCUAUGCAGGUUGUGACACACCGGAGGUCAUUCACCCCGAAUCGCAAUACCGCGACCUUUUUGUGAGUCGUCUAGAAACUCGUCCGGACAAACGUCCCUCCACCCAGCACCGAUUCCACGAAGGACUCUUCCAGACGUCCGGAAGCGUGCGCACCGUCCAAACUUGGGGAAAUAAUAUCGUGGAAGGAAGGAAUCCGGAUGGAUGAUCUUGUAGCGAUGGACUCACGCUUACGAGAGCCAAUCUGAACAUUUGUGCUUGUAUGAAUAUGUGUGUGCGUGCUUGACUUUGUUUGACGCGCGCACCCUCAGCUAAGCAGAGCCUUUUGUGUGCUCUCAAUGACCAAAUCUUUAUUUUGUUACUCUCAGAAGGACGAUUCCAUAGAUUUUAGUUUAAUUAACAUUGUUCAUGAUUGUGUUCUUUUUUUCAGUACAGCCUGUUUCAAUUGUAUAUUUCAUGUACUUUAUUCGACAUUCAAUUAAAUUAUAACACAUAAACAUCGA
This is a messenger RNA of Phyllopteryx taeniolatus (common seadragon), 3440 nucleotides long. Its product is annotated as clathrin interactor 1-like. NCBI's taxonomy places the organism in Eukaryota, Metazoa, Chordata, Actinopteri, Syngnathiformes, Syngnathidae. The transcript is spliced from 11 exons. The record is from RefSeq and is a predicted model, not a curated record. Gene Ontology annotation, biological process: endocytosis. The coding region runs from base 281 to 2131 and encodes 616 amino acids. Gene Ontology annotation, cellular component: endosome; plasma membrane; clathrin vesicle coat. Gene Ontology annotation, molecular function: phospholipid binding; clathrin binding.